Messenger RNA from Symbiodinium natans, 717 nucleotides. Lineage: Eukaryota; Dinophyceae; Suessiales; Symbiodiniaceae. The record is from the annotation of a GenBank genome assembly.
AUGCGUCGGCGAUUGCUUGCUUCGCGGUGGGUCUUUCGCCAGAGUGUCAAGGAGAAGGCCCGACGCAUGCGCUGGGGCGGUCGACCGCCAGAGCCGGGACGCAGAUUCGAGGCUGCAGCACCGAGACGGAAGGAGUUGAAGAGCCAGGAGACGAGGAUUCCCAACAUCUUUUUGGUCCCGGGCGUCCUCGACGCGGAGGAAGCCCAUGUCCUAAUCAAGGCAUCGGAGGAGGCGAACUUCGAGCUGCAGACCAGCCGCGGCCCGGCCUUCGGCGAGGCUCACAGGCAUCACUACCGGGUUUCAUUUGAAGACCCGCAGUUUGCAGAUGCGCUUUGGAAUGCAGGCCUGAACACAGCUCUGGCAGCGUUGCGUGUGGGCAGUCGUCGCCCAGUAGGCCUCAAUGAGAACAUUCGCAUCUACAAGUACUCCGGCGGCGACGUGUUUGGAAAGCACGUGGAUGGUAGCAAUCAGACGGCCAGGGGCAAAACUGAGUUCACACUGCUGAUCUACUUGAGCGGCGAGGAGCACGAGCUAGUGGGUGGAGAGACAGCCUUCUAUGCUGGUGGAGCGGAGGUGCUACGAGUAGCGCCGGUCGCAGGGCAGGCGCUGGUUCAUCGGCAUGGAUCCGAAUGCCUUCUGCAUGAGUCACUUGCGGUGACCCAGGGCGUCAAGUAUGUUCUUCGCUCUGAUGUCGUUUUUGCCGACAGCUCCGAGUAA